CCUACCUAGGUAAGUACCUAUCUACAAACCACUGCCCAGAGCAAACCCACCUAAUAUCAAGAUGCCGUACGAGAGCCAGGUAGCUCAGAAAUACUUUGAGGCCAACAGUCUGCGGAUCAUAGAUCAUCUCCGCAACGUCAAACUCGUCGAAGAUGUCCAAUGUCUUAAUUCCGAAGACCGGACAGCAUACCUUUCCGUUGUCCUUACUAGCUCAUAUGAUGGCACUGGUAUUAAUGACGUUAUUGGAGAUAUAGAGGCAGCCUUACUAUCAUUUGACGUCUGCGAUAACUGCACGAACACGUUGGACGACAUGUUUAGAUUCGUCGUUGUGCAGAAGACGAAUGGUGCCCACUGGAAAUACACUAAAAUAUAUUGGCUUGAGGGACUUACCGCGCCAAGUAGUGAAUACGGAGGGGAUUAA
Messenger RNA from Daldinia decipiens, 421 nucleotides. RefSeq lists its product as uncharacterized. Lineage: Eukaryota; Fungi; Ascomycota; Sordariomycetes; Xylariales; Hypoxylaceae. Bases 62 to 421 code for a protein of 119 amino acids. The transcript has a single exon. The record is from RefSeq and is a predicted model, not a curated record.